Daphnia pulicaria is the source of this 2020-nucleotide messenger RNA. RefSeq lists its product as uncharacterized. The transcript has 11 exons. Lineage: Eukaryota; Metazoa; Arthropoda; Branchiopoda; Diplostraca; Daphniidae. The record is from RefSeq and is a predicted model, not a curated record. The coding region runs from base 1 to 1704 and encodes 567 amino acids.
AUGGCGUCAACACAUUUAUGCCCACAUUAUUCAAUCAAUUUCAGCAAGAUUGAUUAUGUUAAUCAUUGUAGCUUUGAUGACCACUUUUACGCCGUCACGCUCGGUCGCUCCUAUUGCGCCCAACUUUUUCUCGACUGUGGAGCCAAUUCCAAUCACCAGGACCAAAAGGGACGCACUCCGCCGUAUUGCGGCGCCACCAAGAGGCAGACGGAAACGUUGCGGCUGCUGGUCCAGUAUCAAGCGGAUCUCUGGCUGAGGAGCACCAAAGGAGCCGUGCCACUGCACGACCUGCACGGCCACAAGGAUCUCGUCCUGUGGAUCCUGCGGCAGUGCCAGCAGCAGCAGCAGGCCUACACGGAGAACCAGCGACAGAUGUCGGUGAUGGUCCACAACAACGCCGAGAUGAUGGACUACCCGAACGACAGUCAAAUGUCGGGCCGGUCGUCGAUGGUUCAACUUCCGCAUUUGGCCGGACACAAAAGCCGCACCGUCAGCCGACUGGAGGACAGCGCCACUCAGACGCAAGUGGAAGAAUCUUUCUUCAGCGAGAACAAGGAUGAAACAGAGAUCCAGCUGUCGAGCGCUGGAGUGAGACUGGGCGAAACGGAGAGCGGAUUGAGGCAACUCCGCUGGAAGUCGCGUCAGCGCUACUCUGACGAUUCCGGAUCGGAAAGCGACGAUGAGCAGCACCUGCCUGGAUUGCGUUACCACCAACAGCAGCAGCAGCAGAGACCCAAUUUGUCGCAGUUCGUGUCGGUCGGUGGCGCUCCUGGGACGGGCGGAAGCGGUGGCGACGGAAGCAGCCACGGCCUCAGCAACAUCAACACGUUUGAAAAACAAAACGACGACCCACUCGCCGUUGAUGGACGAUGUCGAGUCGAGCCGGAAGCGGUCCAAAUCGGAGCGCCGUUCGGAACACGAAGGAUCGUCUGCCCACCCGCCGACGGCAACUCAUCCGCACAGCGAGCGGAUCAAGUACAAAGCGGAAAUUCCCAUUUCCGUCAUCCGCGCCGCUCAAGCCAAAACCCGAAGGUACAAUUUGGAGAGGAAGAUCUUCCAAUAGCUGUUGGACUGGAAGCAAAUGCAAAUCCGCAUCGGGCAGGCCAACGAGCACCAGGUGUUUGCCAAGCGGCUCAUCGACGGAUUGCGCAGAGACGCCGUCACCGUCGGACUCGGCCCCUACGACGGAUCCUAUUCCUUCCAGCAACUCCAAGUCUACCUCUACAAUCAGCUGAGGAUGGUGCAAGGCGGGUGGACUUUGCUGCCGCUGGUCGAUUCGGCGACGGACCGCGAAGACGCCGCCACCACCAACGGACUGACGUACGGCGACGUCAUCGAGACCGAGUCCACCAAUGGGACGAGCAGGACGACGACGACGAUGCCGGUGGAAAAGUGCACCCACACGACCCAGCGUUGCCCGCACGCCAUGUACGCUUGCACGACGUUGCCACCGGCCUUGGCUGCACGGGCGUGCCCUGCGCUGCCUUUACAGUUCCCUACCACAAACACCACCGGCCCGUCACUCAACAUUAUCAACAGCCACAACAACCAACGAAUCACCCGGGGACGGCCAAGUUGACGACGGAAAACGGGCGAAUCAUUCUGCCGAAAUUGAAUUUGAACAACAACAUCAACAUAAAUGGCUGCAAUUAUUGCAGUAGGGGCCCCAGUCAAAUCAAAAAGUCAAAUCAGAUUAACGAUUGAUUAAAGCACGUCUACGUAAACUAUUACCUAAGGCUGAUCCUUUGAAGAUGAAGGCUAUCACAAUAACAAACUUCAUUCUACUGCUGUUACAAAGCGACCUUAAAAAUUCGUUCGGGUUUUUUUUAUUUCUUAAAAAGUCAGCAUUCGUUCCCGUCGACAAGAUUAUCGCGUUGUCCAACCCAUUAUCGUGCCCGUUGCUUAACUUGUUUUUUAUUUUUUGAUAUUUUCACCUCCAUUGCUCGUAUACGUACUGUAGACGUCAAAUAAUUUAUGAUAUUAUCUAAGUCAAUAAAAGCCUGUUAAGGGUUCGGUAAAA